AUGGAAGAUUUUUACAGGCUUCUUGAUCCAGCGAUUUCUUGUUCAGAUGGAAUCGUGGGAGUUAGUGGUGUGGCUCAAUCUCCAGGUGGUCAAGUAGAAGUCGGGAACCUCUUUCGUUUCGAAGGGAACGAGUCGGAUUUCUGUGGAUCAGAGAUGUCUAGUUUGAUCAAAGCUCAAAUAGCUAAUCAUCCUCUCUAUCCUACCUUACUUACUGCUUAUAUAGAAUGUAGGAAGGUCGGUGCACCACCGAAGCUGGCGUCGCUUCUUGAAGAAAUCGCCCGAGAAAACCAUGAUCUGAGGGGUAGUGGUUCUACUGAUUUCGGAGCAGAUCCAGAACUCGACGAGUUCAUGGAAUCUUAUUGUGAGGUUCUUAACAGAUACAAGGAAGAGCUAUCUAAGCCAUUCGAUGAAGCAAGAACUUUCUUGAGCAAUAUUGAAACCCAACUCAGCGAUCUCUGCAUAGUAGCCUCGUCCUCCACCACCACCACCACCUCCUCCGGGAAUUACCACUCCGAUGAAGCAUCUAGGACCUCAGAAGAGGAGCUAAGCUGUUGGGAGACGGAAGCGGCAUUCGAUGGCAUAGAGUCUUCUGUUCCUCAACCUGGUGACAAGGAGUUGAAAGAAAUGCUUUUGAGAAAGUAUAGUGGCUACCUUAGCAGUCUGAGGAAAGAAUUCCUGAAGAAGCGAAAGAAAGUAAAACUAUCUAUAGAUGCAAGGAUGGCAUUGUUGGACUGGUGGAAUAAUCACUAUAGAUGGCCAUACCCCACGGAAGAGGAGAAGAAGAUGAUUUCCAAAGUGACGGGACUAGAUCAAAAACAGAUCAACAAUUGGUUCAUCAACCAGAGGAAGAGGCAUUGGAAGCCAUCCGAAGAUAUGCGUUUCGCACUGAUGGAGGGUAUCGGUGGCAGUGAUGCAGUGCUACCUCAAAAUGUAUCUGAGCACAGGAGUAAUUGGCAUUGAUUUGAUGCUCUUUGAAGUUUUGA
Messenger RNA from Telopea speciosissima, 983 nucleotides. RefSeq names its product homeobox protein knotted-1-like 1. The coding region runs from base 1 to 960 and encodes 319 amino acids. Gene Ontology annotation, molecular function: DNA binding; DNA-binding transcription factor activity, RNA polymerase II-specific. Gene Ontology annotation, biological process: regulation of DNA-templated transcription. Gene Ontology annotation, cellular component: nucleus. The transcript has 5 exons. Lineage: Eukaryota; Viridiplantae; Streptophyta; Magnoliopsida; Proteales; Proteaceae. The record is from RefSeq and is a predicted model, not a curated record.